AUGGAAUUCGUCGAUCUCGUUAUUGUCGGAGCAGGAUGGUCUGGUCUCUCCGCCCUCAAAACCUACCACGAGGUGCACCCCACCGCCCGCAUCCUCCUGCUGGAUAGCGCCACCACCGUCGGCGGCGUCUGGGCCGCCCACCGGCUCUACCAGGGCCUCAAAACCAACAACAUGCUGGGCACCUACGAAUACAGUGACUUCCCCAUGGACAGCGCCACCUUCGGGGUGAAGCCGGGCGAAUAUAUCCCGGGACACGUGGUACACAAGUACCUGAAUGCCUACGUGGACCACUUCAACAUCCGGGACCUGAUCCGCCUCGAGACGAAGGUCGAGGUCGUCGAGCACGUCGACGAUAAUGACGGGGGUUGGACACUCACCACCAGCACAUCCCCCUUCUCUUCAUCUUCGGACGAAGCCCAAAGGAAGAUAAUUCGUACAAAGAAGCUGUUGCUAGCAACAGGAAUGACCUCCGAGCCUUUCCUCCCACACCUCCCAGGACAAGAAACCUACCCCCACAUCAUCACCCACACCGGCACUCUCCUCCCCCACCAGACCACCCUCUUCCAAAAAGACAAAAAGGUAACCAUCUACGGCGGGACCAAAUCCGCCUGGGACGCCGUGCACGCCGCCGCGACGUCCGGUGCCAACGUCACAUGGAUCAUCCGCUCAACUGGCCACGGGCCGGUGUGGAUGACUCCGCCGUACGUAACGCCCUUGAAGAAAUGGUUCGAGAAGCUGCUCACCACGCGGCUGUUGACCUGGUUCUCGCCGUGUAUCUGGGGCGAUGCGGACGGGUGUUCACGAAUUCGGAAGUUUCUGCAUGGUACCUGGCUCGGUCGGAAGAUCGUGAAUGCGUACUGGGCGGUGCUGGAGAAUGACCUGUUGACACUAAACAACUACGACGGCCAUGAGGAGACGAAGAAGUUGAAGCCGUGGUUCAGUUGCUUUUGGAUUGCUAGUGGACUGAGUAUUCUGAACUAUGAGGAAGAUUUCUACUCCCUAGUUAAGGAGGGGAAGGUACGGUUGGUGAUUGAUGAUAUUGUGAAACUUACCGAAGAUGGGGGUAUUCACUUGGGUAAGUCCGGGGAGGUUAUUCAGAGCGAGGGGUUGAUUUGUGCUACCGGGUGGAAAGCCCAACCCAAUAUGGAGUUCAGACCCGCGGGCAUUGAGAGCGAGUUGGGGUUCCCGUGGGCGGAGGAUUACUUGAGUACGCCGAUGGUGAAGAGGGCGGAUCAGGAGAUUUUGACGCGGUUCCCGAAGCUGCGCGAGAGUAUGAGUGUCGGUGUCAAUGGGAAGGAGGAUUAUCAACAUCUGGCUCCUGGGGCACCGGCUACUGCGAAGCAUCCGUUCCGGUUGGUGCGGUUUAUGGUGCCGGCGGCGUUUCUGAAGGAGAGGUCGGUGGCGGUGCUGGGGACGACGAUGACGGUGAAUACGCCGCUGAUUGCGCAGGUGCAGGCGCUGUGGGUGGCGGCGUUUAUGGGGGAUGGGAUUGGGGUGAAGGCGAGGGAGACGUGUCCGGUGGAGGUGAAGAAGGGGUUGAUGGAGGAUGAAGUGGAUGGGGAUGUGGUGUGGGAGAUGGCGCUGCAUACGCAGUUCGGGAAGUAUCGGUGUCCUGGGGGGUUUGGGAAGAGAAACCCUGAUUUCGUGUUUGACACGUUGCCGUAUAUUGAUCUGUUGUUGCAGGAUAUGGGACUGGAUUGGCGACGGAAGGGCAGUUUGAAGUGGUUGGAGCCGUAUGGGAUGGAGGAUUAUCGGGGGUUGGUGGAGGAGUGGUUGAAAUGA
Messenger RNA from Aspergillus eucalypticola CBS 122712, 1782 nucleotides. Its product is annotated as flavin-binding monooxygenase-like protein. The record is from RefSeq and is a predicted model, not a curated record. NCBI's taxonomy places the organism in Eukaryota, Fungi, Ascomycota, Eurotiomycetes, Eurotiales, Aspergillaceae. The transcript has 2 exons. The coding region runs from base 1 to 1782 and encodes 593 amino acids.